AAAUGGGAAUAAAAUUUUAAACUUUGACGUAUACUAAUUUGCUGAGACACUAUAUUCUCAAACUCUUCUGGAAAGAGUGAAAGCACAAACUUUGUUAUCGCCUUAUUCAGACUUAGUGAUUACAGUAAUUGGCUUAAGACAUGUCCGACAGAGAAAAAGAUUUAUAAAAUUUACCUUAGCUGAAGUAAGACCAGUCAUUUUUUAAACCCCCUGAGAAUUUAACCUGAGAGUGACUGUUGUAUUCUGUAAGGAUUAACUCUGAUAUAUACAAGUGGGAAUUUAAUAUAAUACAAAGUAACGAACUGUGGUAUACAUGUACAUGUAAAGAAAAAUCACCAACAGAGAAAAUCUUAUAGCUUGUUCUGUUGGUGGCUGGUUGAUAGAUUUACAUUGUUUACAUCAAAUUAAGGAGAAGAAGUCAUAUACCAAUGUUUUCUAAGUUUAUUAAGGAGAAAAAAAUCAGAAAUUUAAUCUGUUAUAUGUAGAUUUUAUAGGAUUACAUAUAAUAUAGAAACAAUAGGCUGGAAAUUGGAAUUCUAUUUUUAGACAUAGUGUAACAUUUGGUACAUUCAGUGGGGAUUAUAACACUCAAAUUCAAUAAACUUUGUGACUGGAUAGAAAUCUGUGUUUCAGCUCUAUAUGAUUAUAGACGUACAUGUAUUUUGUGAGAAGUGUGAUGUACAUCAUAUACAUGUACAUGUUAUGGGUGACACUAAAGUAUGAAAUCUUGACAAAUUCUUGUCAAUGAACGUAAUAUUAGGUAUUACAUGCAUGUAGAGGUGAUGAUGACAGAUUUACAUGUAUGUAAUACAUUCAAGUUAUUUCCAUAUAUGAAUUUGGAUUAAAAUAUUUGUGUAAGUGUUUUAACUUAAAGGAUCAAUUAUUUUUAAAUAUUUGCGAUUGAAGUAAAAAAAAAUGAACGAAGAAAUGUUGAAAUGGUGAUUUUAAAUACUUGCAAUUGAUGAAGAAAAAAAAUUAAAGAGGAAAUGUUGGAAUAGUGAACUUUUUUGAAGAAUUAUUGCAGUUGAAAAAUAUCUUCAUUACAAACAAUGAGGAAAGCCUAUUCAUUUAACGCGCUUAGACGCAACGAUCCCCUAAGAUGGUCUAAAAGUUUGAAUGAUUUAAGGAUCCAGAAAAACGUCAAUUUCUUGUACGACAGAUUUAAUGGACCUGUACAAAGUGGAGAUACAGUUGUAUGGGAAACUCACAAAGUUUCAUUAACUAGGGUACCAGGUUUUGGUUUCGGUAUAGCAGUUAGUGGAGGGGUAGAUAAUCCACAUUUUGCAAAUGGUGAUCCAUCCAUUGCUAUCUCAGAUGUUUUAAAAGCGGGACCAGCAGAAGGCAAACUAUUAAUUAACGACAGAGUUGUGAGUGUCAAUAGUUGUUCCCUGGAGAAUGUUGAUCACAGAACUGCUAUACAAGUGUUAAAAGACAGCGGCAAUAAAGUGCACUUAGUCAUACGUAGACGAGUUGUUGUACCGUCUAUGAUGGACCCAGAAACACCACUCAAAAUUAUGCUGGAGAAGAGGAACAGAAAAGAUGAUUUUGGAGUUGUACUUGGAUGUAAAUUCUUUAUAAAAGAGAUUUACUCUGGUUCCCUAGCCAGAGAGGAAGGGACAUUACAGGAAGGGGAUACAGUUUUAAAGAUUAACAAUACCCCUGUAGAUAAUCUGUCUGUCCACGAGGCCAGGAAACUUAUAGAGAAGACAAAAGAAAAGUUACAACUAUUUGUUACCAAGAAAAACUUGGAGAAUAGAAGGGCAACAAAUAGACUACAGGAUGACGAGGCCUCCCUUGGCUAUGGAACAUUACAAGGUACUCUCCAAACACAGAAAAGUGAAGUAGAUAGUGUCAACAUAUACCGUCCUAAUGGGCCAAUAGAUGAAGUGUAUAAACAAGACAUUCCACGUGGAGCUUACCCUCCCAGUGAGCAUGCCCGGUAUGAUGGGAGGUAUAUCUACGACCAUGAGGGACCUCCAGUGCCUCCCCUCCCCACAGGAGUCGACCCUAAUGCUCCCCCUCGACCGCCAAGCCCAGGAAAGGAAGCUUUACGGUCCGAUGAUUUUUACAAUUCUCCUCAACAAAACGAUGGUUACUAUAGCGACAGACCAGAAUCUCAUAUGGACAAAGCUCCAACAAGGAGACAUCACCAUGAUGAGAGAUAUGUUGGAAAGAGAAAUGAUAUCAUCUCAGAUCCCAGGUUUGUUUUCUUCCAUAAACAGCCAGACCUAGGAUUAGGAUUGAGGCUCGCUGGAGGGAAUGCCACAGGGAUAUUUAUAGCAUCUGUCCAACCUGGCAGUGGUGCUGCUGAUGUGGGGCUCACUGAAGGAGAUGAAAUUUUAAUGGCAAACAACAGAGAAAUUCAUGGUUUAUCUAGAGAGGAAGCAGUGACCUACUUAACAAGCCUGGAAGGUCAAGUACAGAUGCAAGUUCACUAUAAAAAAGAAGAAUAUGACAGAAUAAUGGCCAGUAAAGAGGCAGGGGAUUCAUUCUAUGUCAGAGCUCAUUUUUCGUUAGAAACUACUGAACAAGGUGAAUUAUCUAUUAACCAUGGUGACAUUUUCCUCGUCAAGGAUACACUGUUUAGAGGAAGUGUAGGGUCUUGGUUAGCCGUAUCACUUGGCAAAAAUAACAAAGAGAACAAAAAGGGAAUCAUUCCUAAUAGAACAAGAGCAGAUGAAAUAAUGGGAACACAACAGACAUCUGAAGCAGACAAAGAAAACUCACCAGCUAAAGUGGGGAGGGGCUUGUUCAAACGUAAAACUGCCCGGCGGUCCAAGUCACUUGGCAAGGAUCACUGGGAAGACGUUAUUUUUUCUGAUGAUGGUGCUAAUCUCACAACAAAGUUCCCUGCUUAUGAGAAAGUUCUGAUAAGUGACGUAAACUUUGUUCGUCCAGUGGUGAUAUUUGGUGCUCUGUCUGAUGUAGCUAGAGAGAAGAUGUUGAUGGAAUACCCAGAUAGAUUUGAAUCUCCUCAACAAGACAACCAUGGUUUGGAAGAUGAGAAGAAAACAAGAUCUGGUAUUAUAAGACUUGGUGCAAUCAAAGAAAUUAUCAACAAGAGAAAACAUUGUCUAUUAGAUGUCACUCCAAACAAUGUUGACAAACUAAAUUAUGCACAGUAUUAUCCAAUUGUCAUCUUCCUAAAAGCUGAGAGCAAAAAUGUUGUCAAAGAAUCUCGAUCUCGUCUGGCUAAGGGUUCCAGUAAAAACCCUAAGAAACUUUACGAGCAAAGUUUGAAGUUAGAGAAAAUGUACAGUCACCUGUUUACUGGAGCAGUUGUACAGAAUAACACAGAUAUUUGGUUUAGAAGAGUGUUGGAAGUUAUAGAGGUGCAGCAAAAACAACAGAUAUGGAUGUCAGAAGGACAACCAGAAGACAAUGUCCACGAUGAUUAUUUAUUCCCAAUGAACAGCCGACUCAGUUUUGCUGGACCCCGUGAAAGUGAGCAAGACUUGACUCGUCAUCGGGAUGAAUUUGAGUUCUCACCCAAACAUCGACCACGAUUAGUGAGGUCGUCAUCUGAUCCCAGUGUUAACACCAUGGAGAAGAUUCCUGGUAUUCCGCCUUAUCCGGCACCACCCAGUUAUCGCAAACCCUCAAGUCCGACAUCACCUGGGGGAGGAAUGUAUGAUGACAGACGUUACGUUGAUCUUGACCAAUCAGAGGAUAGAUAUUACCCAUCAUACUAUGCGAACAAUAUGUCGCCACGUCACCCUAGUCGAUCACAUAUUGAUGCUUAUGCCACAAUUACUCCGCAUGAACGACUUCGGCCAUCUCUCCCUACUGAUGAACGAUGGUUUGAUCCUGCUUAUGAUUUAAAGUCAGCACCAGAUCAUCGGAGAACUGAUAGCGACCCUGCCCAUCGAUCAUACCACAAUUCUCAUCCUCACAUUCCAAACGAUAGUAAGCCAUUUCAUGAUAAUGCCUCAUUCAGCGGAGAUUCCUACACACGAUAUACAUCUCAUCCUGCUAAUAAACAUGAUGAUUCAAAACUCAGAGAAAAAUUUGGGACCAAAAGUGUUCGUAAUACAUCACACGACCCGUACAGAUUUACACGGAGUACGGCUCAUCCGGUGAAUACAGCUAGUGUUGAUAAAUCAAAACUGUCUGAUCUCACAGCACGGUACAGGAAAGAUGAACCCAAUCAAAAACCUCGUUCAUUAUCAACAUCUCGUCUUCCAACCUCACCACAGAGUCAGCCAUCAUACAACGAUCAACCACAGAAAAAGGUGCCACCACCUGUACCGGUCAAAACUUAUAAUCUGAAAGAGCGAGGCAUAGAACCUGACGAACUCAAAAUGAGGAACUACGAAAACACUAGCAGAUCUUAUAACUAUAACGAUGGCAGUGCAUACGCCACAGUAAACAAACCUGAUCGUUACCAUAAUGAUGAAAAUCCCUAUGAUUAUGUUGUACCAAGAUCUGGUUACCCACGACAACAGCAAACAGCACCGCCACCUCAUCAAAGCCAUUAUGCUAAACCUUUCACAGGAAGUCCCAACAAGGGAGUUAACUCUGGCAGAUAUUUUGAGAAUCAAAUUUACAUGGACACUAAAGAUUUAGAAAAACUGAAAUCUGUUCAGUCUGAUCACCGUGGCAACCAGGAAUAUUACUCACGUGACCCUGGAUAUGUAAGUCCAGGAGAUCGACCAAGAACUGACGAUGAAUUAAAUUCACUUAAACGAGCUGAAUAUCGUAAAAGCUGGACUGGUCCCCCAGACAGACAAACCAGAAAAUUUUCAUCAUAUGCUAUGUUAGUUACACCAGGAUUUUAUGGAGGUCGUUCUAAAUCACAGGAGAACAUACGGGGAGGAUCUCAAGAUGCUAAUGACAGUGAUGACAGAGGCAGUGCUUUCGAAGCAUACAGAAAACCACAGUUAUCAACGUUUGGUAAAUCAGACUCCCCACAUAGUCCUGUUGUAUCAUCAAAUGGACCCAUGAAAAAUUACAGCUCUGAACCUAUAUCUUCGGGUGAAGGCACUACUACUACUAACCAAAAUGCAUUGCAACCUCCUGUUGAGUCAUGUGACAAGGCUGAAACUCCUCUCCUUGAGAAUGAGCCUCAGUCUGAAACUGUUAUCAGUGGGUUUAAAAAUGAUCAUCAGCUGGAUGAGAAUCAUACAGUGGUUGCCACGGCGAGGGGGUCAUUUGACCAUCAGGGAGGAGUUUUGGAAUCUCCAGAGACAGGGGUCAGUAUUGUCAUACCAGCUGGUGCCAUCCCAGAAGGUGUACAACAGGAAAUCUACUUCAAAGUCUGCCGUGAUAAUAAUAUACUUCCUCCAUUAGAUAAAGAAAAGGGUGAGACCUUAUUAUCCCCCCUUGUGAUGUGUGGGCCUCAUGGUUUGAAAUUUCUACUACCAGUUGAAUUACAGCUCCCCCAUUGUGCCUCAGUCAAUCCAGAGAGUUGGUCAUUUGCUUUAAAGUCUAGCGAUUCUCCAUCAGGUCAGCCAACACAGUGGCAGAAUAUGAACUUGGCUGGUACAGAAGGAGUAACACAAGGACGAGUCGGUAAAAGUAAAGUCUCUGUACUAGUAGAUCAUUUCUGAACAAGACAAUCAUUAAUGGAGGAACAGACGCUUUGUUAAAAGUGAAAAAUACAGCUGAUUUCUAUAAAUAGAUCAUGAUGCAAACUGCUUAUAUUUCAGUCCCUCCCUCAUAAAACAUUCAAAUUGAGGUAGGGAAUCCCUUCUAUAAAAAAACAUAAUGAUUGAGGAAGGGAAUCACAGAAUUUAGGAAAAAAAUAGUUAACAAUUUGAUUAAAAGCAAUUAUAAAAUUACAAUACCAUGUGAUUAGUGUGUGAGGAAGGGGAGAUAAUUCAUAUAAAACACAUGAUUGUUGUAUGAGAAAGGACAAUGUGAUUUUUGUAUGAAGAAGGGGAGAUCACUCUUAUAAAACAAAUACGAUUUUGAAUGAGGAAGGGGCGAUCACUCUUAUAAAACAAAUAUGAUUGCUGUAUGAAGAAGGGAGAUCACUCUUAUAAAAUAAAUAUGAUUGCUGUAUGAGGAAGGGGAGAUCACUCUUAUAAAACAAAUAUGAUGGCUGAAAGAGAAAAGGGGAGAUCACUCAAAUAAAACAAUAUGAUUGUUGUAUGAGGAAGGGGAGAUCACUCUUAUAACACAAAUAUGAUUUUUGUAUGAGGAAGGGGAGAUCACUCUUAUAACACAAGUAUGAUUUUUGAAUGAGGAAGGGGAGAUCACUCUAAUAAAACAAAUUGAUUGCUGUAUGAGGAAGGGACUGUUAUAAGAUGUAAGGCAGCUAGCAAAUAGAGAGGAACAUACCAGUUUGUUUCCUAGUCAAUGUAUUAUAAUAUUGUGUAAAUUGUAUUCUACAUUGCUAUCAUACAUUUAAAUAUAACCAAAUAAUUUUAGAAUUUAAAGAUAUCUCUAUGUCAACAGUUUAUUUUUUCAAAUAAGUCUUAUUGCGACAAGGGAUCUAUUUGGGAAUAUAUUUCACAUGCCAUUGCUGUAUUUGUCGUAACAAAUAUUCCAUAAGUAUAAAAAAUUUCUGAACCUUGUUUUUAUUUAAAGUCCUUUUUGUUGUUUUUUUUUGCAUUCCCUUAUUGUGUAGUACUAACCUUACAGAAACAAAAAAUAAGGGAUUAUCUAUAUGUUGUUUUUACCAGUAUAAUAUGUAAUGACAUUCACAUUUCAACUAAAAGUGCCAAAAUUGAAAAUGUCAUUAUAAACUUUUUUUCAACAGAUGAAAACUGUUUAUAAAAUGAAAUUUUUGUUCAUCAUUGUUUAUUUUGUAAUGAAAUAUUAGAUCAACAACGUUUAUUAUGUAAUGAAAUUUGAGUUCGACAUUGUUUAUUAUGUAAUGAAAUUUAAGUUAAACAAUCUUGAUCAUGUAAUUAGAUUUAAGUUCAAAGAUUUUAUACAGAAUUUAGAUUAUUUAAAUAUGUGUAUAAUGGAUAUCAAUUUGUAAAGAACUUACCUUUAGUAAUGGAUAUCAAUUUGUAAAGAACUUACCUUAAGUAAUGGAUAUCAAUGUGUGAAGAACUUACCUUUAGUAAUGGAUAUCAAUGUUUAAAGAACUUACCUUUAGUAAUGGAUAUCAAUGUGUAAAGAACUUACCUUUAGUAAUGGAUAUCAAUGUGUAAAGAACUUACCUUUAGUAAGUGAAUUGUUAUUGAGGUUGUGAAGACUGUUUUGCUUUUCAUUAUUUUAUUUCUUGGUUGUGUUUAUGAAAAGAUUUGAUCAAGAAAUUAUUUUAUUUCUUGGUUGUGUUUAUUAAAAGAUUUGAUCAAGAGAUUUGUUUAAUAUUUGUUUGUUUUUUAUAUAUGACUUCCAUUUUCCACAGUAUUUUUUUUAUAUUACACCAUAUUCCCAAUACAUACAUUAUUAUUUUGCCUCAUUUCAGAAAGAUUUCAGGGGUUGGGAGUUAUCUCCCCUUAUCAUCAAAGCAAACAAUACUCAGUUAAAGAACAAAUACAUAAUUUGCAGCAAUACAUUUUGUAAUUCAGUUUUUAUAGUUUAUAGGAACAGUAUAUUUAAACCCAUAGCUAGAUGAUUUAUCUAUAUAAGGGCUAUUCCAUUAGAAUGGAUUUAGGGGGUAGCGUUUAUUUAAGGGCUAUUCCAUUAAUUUGGCAUUAAAAUGAAUGUAAGGAGUAGGAGGGGAAGUUUUAUGAGGGUCCAGAUGGGGUUUACAGAGUAGAGAAAAAUUAACAAAACAUGCAGAAUAAAGGGCAAAAAAUAUAAAGAAUAGAGAAAAAUAGGCAAAAAAAUAAAAGAAUAGAGAAUAAUGGUGUGCUAAAAUAUAAAGAGUAGAGAGUAACAGGCAACAUUUAUAAUGAAUAAGAGAAAAAUGGCUUAAAAAAUCAAAGAAUACAGAAUUCAAGUACCCUCCAUCCACACCAUCUUUUAUUUAGCUUGGUACAUGGGUUGUGUGUCCUUUCUUUAUGGUUGUAUAUCCUUUUGAUGUAUGUAAAAUAACAAAAAGAAAUAUCUUGGUUGGGGAGAGAUUUUGAAAGUCAUUUCCUACCCUCUCAAAUCAAUUUUAAAGGAAUAGCCCUAAACAUAGGAAAUAGCAUAUUCUCACCCCUUCGUUUCUCCAUAUAAACAUGCCCCAUACUUAUUAUUUGGCAUUUUUGCCCAUUUGAUAUUGUACAUCUUCACUCUGUAUAUUAUUUCUAUCAGGAGAACUUAAAAUGUAUUAAUAAAUCAUAUAUUUGCUUUAUUAAUUCAAAAUUACAUGUAUUUUUACUUAUUAAUAUCCCACAAAGUAAAACCAUAUCUACCAUAGUGUGAUUUUUUUUUAAAGAAGACCAUAAAAUAUAGGUACACAUUUUGUGCUUUACAAUUCUGAUCAGAAAAUACUUUAUGGUAGACUAGAUGUUACAUAUACGAGAAACAAUGUCCUUGUGUAAACAUGGUUAACAUCCAUAACAGAAGCAUGUAAAGUUGGGGAUAUGUAAAAUCUUUAAAUUCCGAAAUUGUUUUUUGCAUUUCUUUUUGGGAUUUUUUUAAAUCUUUGAAAAUUAGAGACAAAUUAUAGUGAUUUUAUGAAAAUUUCAUCAAAUUUUUAUUUUUUUCGCAAUACCUAUCCUGUUGCAAUUUUCAAAUUGAAAAUGUACAUCACAAAAAUUUCUGAAUUUACAAUGUGAUCAAUUUGUUUGUGCCAAAGAAUUAAAGUAGACUGCUGUUUAUAUGUUGCAUUAAGAAUGGUAGAUAUGUACAGUGUAUAGAGAAAACGUUUUAAAUUGUAAUACUUUUUUUUUAAAUUGUUUUUUAUUUUCAAAUAUUUUACUACUGGAAUAUCUUUGCAUAAUGAAUUGCUGAAUGUGUUAUUGAAAAGUAAAACUUUUCAUUUAAACUAUUGAUUUAAAUAUCUAUAUUUGCUAAGAAUUCAAUAUUAUGCAAGAAUAACAAAUUUAUGAGUUAAGCCAAUUCUCUCUUAAAUAGUUAUUUCAAGGGACAUGAUUUACUUUUAAUCUUUUGAUCUUGGUCCAUUCUGUGCUUUAUAUUAGUAGGCCUAGGCAUAGAACAACUGAUUGCAACUUUGAUAAUUUAUGUAAACAAUGAACCAACUGACCAGAUUGCGUAAUAUCAUCAUAGAAAAAGGAAUUUUCGUUUUCUGGCACUUUGCAACACAGACCAUAUCAACCCUCAUAAAAAAGUUUGGAUGGUUGCAUUUAACUCAAGUUUUGUCAGUUUAAAAAAACCCUCUUUUAUGUGUUUUCUGUCAGUAAAAGAUGAAAAAUUACUCCAUUCCUCAGUAGUUUCUGAAAAAGAAAGCCCAUAGAACCAGGGGACCAGUCCACUAUUUUACAUAAGGGGAGAUAAUAGUAUGAGUUUUUUAUUUUAAAGAACUAUCUACUUAUUGUUUUGAAUUCACCCUUUAAACAAGGUUAUAGAUAAAAACUGAAAAGUUGUUGAUUUUUGGUAGGUUGAAUAUAAAAACAUGAAAAUCAAACCUUGUUCUAAGAAAAUUCAGGAAUUUUAAAAUGUGAAAAUCUGUUUACACCUGAGUAUGCAGUUAACUUGAUUUAAUUAGCUCUAAAUUGUAUUGAUUUAUUCUAUGCAUUUUUAGGAACAUUCAUAACAAGAAUUGAUUUAUUUUAUGCAUUCUUAUGAAUAUUCAUAACAUGUAUUGAUUUAUUCUAUGCAUUCUUAUGAAGACUUAUAACAUGUAUUGAUUUAUUCUAUGCAUUCUUAUGAAUAUUCAUAACAGAAUAAUUUAUUUAUAUAUUAUAAUAUAUACCUGCCAACCAUUUGGAUCUUUAAAGUGAGAGACAUAUUUUGAUUCAAAAUUUUGUAUUAAGAUUCAAAGUAUUUAAACAUUUCAACACAAACAGAUGAUAAUAACCUAUACAUGGAUUUGAUAAGUUAAAACAACAUUCUGAAUGACCUUCGAUGUCUUUAAAAUACAAAUAAACAUUAUUUGAGCAAAAAGUGAAAAUCACUCACAUACAAUACUAUCAAGACUACUCAAAUGAUGAAAGAGGGAGAAAUUUUCAAAAAAGUGAUAGGUCAAAAUGGAGAGAUUUUAAAGGGAAAAGAGAUAGUCUCCUCACAAGAUCUGGUGCAUUGGCACGUAACAUAAUUUCUUUAUUGAAAAAGAUAGUACUAAUUUGAGGUUAAGAUAAUGUACAUAUAUAAUGAUCAAAGUAAUUAUUUCAAGGUUGUAUUGUGUGACUUAGCAACACAUGUCUGCUAUUAUGAACAAAAUCUAAAAUGAAUUUUGAUUGGUUGUUAUUCUGUUGUUACCAUGGUUGUGCUUUAUACAAAAGUUUAUAUUUCUUACAAGUUUUACAUUUAAGUGAUAUUAUAUUAGUUAUAACACAUUGUAAAUAGAGUUUUAUACAAAGAAGAUAAAGUUUUAUUGUUUCACUUUAUAAUAUGAUACCAGUUAGAAUCCUUAUACUUAUUUUUUGGGGGUUAAUAGACCAUUUUCAGGUUACUACCUUUGAUCCGGAGUAUAUUAUUUUUCUACAGGUUACUUACUCUGUGGUAGGACAUUAUGGUACUUGGUUAAUUAAUAGCAAGGAAAAGAAGUAAAAUCAAUCUUUCAAUCGGUGCAAUUUUUGGGGAAAAUUAGCUUUUUUCCAAUGAUUUUGUCAUGUAUAGAAAACAAAACAAUGAAUUGUUUCCCAAAAUUGGCAUAAUUACACCAGGAUUCAAUUCUAACAAUGAUUUACAUUAAAUUUAUUUUUUCUACUCACAAAAACACAAAAAUAAAUUGCUUAUUGAAGUAAGAGUAAUUAAAGUACAUGUCCUGUAUCUUAAUUUUCAUUUAUAGUCAGCUGGGAAUAGUAUAGUAUGCUAACAAUAUAUUAUGUCCCAGUUGUCUGUACAGUGCGACUGUUUGUCAACCAUUUUCAGGCCCUGCCAACUAGAUCAUGGUCCAGCGACUGAAUUAAUAAGCAAUGUUGCUGUCCAUCAGAUUGUCCUUUUUAGGGGAGACAUAUCUCUGUGUCAACAGUUUAUUUAAGAUCCCUAACUGGUGUUAUAAUUAUUAUAAAGUGUGAUUUGUACAUCUAUCCAUCAUUAUUCCUAUCCAAACCAUUGUUAACUACAUAUUAUCAUGAUUAAUAAAAUUUAUAAAGAUA
Mytilus californianus (California mussel) is the source of this 11051-nucleotide messenger RNA. Its product is annotated as tight junction protein ZO-1-like. Gene Ontology annotation, molecular function: cell adhesion molecule binding. Gene Ontology annotation, cellular component: plasma membrane; bicellular tight junction. NCBI's taxonomy places the organism in Eukaryota, Metazoa, Mollusca, Bivalvia, Mytilida, Mytilidae. The transcript is spliced from 34 exons. The coding region runs from base 1050 to 5549 and encodes 1499 amino acids. The record is from RefSeq and is a predicted model, not a curated record. Gene Ontology annotation, biological process: protein localization to cell-cell junction; cell-cell adhesion; regulation of apoptotic process.